AUCCGAAUAUUUUUACUGAAUUAGUGUUGAAAAGUUCCAUAAUUUUUUAGACAAUUCACCGUAAUCAUGAGUUUGUUAGUAAUGAAUAACAUGUCUGGGUUAUUCCGACGCUGUUGCACCAUUCAGACCAGCAUCGUUCGAAAUUAUGCAACACCGAAGCCCGGGGGAGCUCUCGGUUCCAAGAAGAAAAAGCUCGGCAAGCUGGGUCCGGUGGUGGAGAAGAAAGAGAUCCCGGUGGAAACGGAUGCCAACAAGCUGGUCAACUACGUUUGCGGCAGUAACGUCCUGAAGACCGGCGAGGAUAUCAAACUGAAACCGGACGCGGAAUAUCCGGAAUGGCUGUGGAGCUUACACGUCGGUAAGCCACAGACCCUGGAAGAGUUGGAUCCCGAUAGCAAGGCGUACUGGCGGAAGUUGCGACGACUGGGCCUACAGCGAAACAACAAACUGGCCAAACUUAAAAAGUUCUAAGUGGUAGGUUUUGGUGCUUAUUUUUAUUCGUUUAAAAUAUUUGCUUUAUUGUAGAAUAUGAUGCUGUACAACUGUUUGCGAGGUAGAAAA
This is a messenger RNA of Ochlerotatus camptorhynchus, 561 nucleotides long. It is a transcript of the gene mRpL54, whose product is annotated as mitochondrial ribosomal protein L54. Bases 67 to 471 code for a protein of 134 amino acids. NCBI's taxonomy places the organism in Eukaryota, Metazoa, Arthropoda, Insecta, Diptera, Culicidae. The transcript is spliced from 2 exons. The record is from RefSeq and is a predicted model, not a curated record. Gene Ontology annotation, molecular function: structural constituent of ribosome. Gene Ontology annotation, cellular component: mitochondrial large ribosomal subunit.